GAGGUUCCAUGGAUAAAUACAUGUCUGAGUCCUGAUCCAUCCUCACAUCGUCACAAUGGCCUUCCUGUGGAUUGUUUCCUGUUUCGCUUUCAUCAGCGCCGCUUACGGCUGCGGCUCCCCAGCCAUCCAGCCCCAGGUGACUGGCUACGCCCGCAUCGUCAACGGUGAGGAGGCCGUCCCCCACUCCUGGCCCUGGCAGGUGUCUCUGCAGCAAUCCAACGGAUUCCAUUUCUGCGGAGGUUCCCUGAUCAAUGAGAACUGGGUGGUCACCGCUGCUCACUGCAAUGUCAAGACCUACCACCGUGUGAUUGCUGGAGAGCAUGACAAGAGCAGAGCCUCCGAUGAGAACAUCCAGAUCUUGAAGCCCUCUAAGGUCUUCACCCACCCCAAAUGGGACUCCAGAACCAUCAACAACGACAUCUCCCUCAUCAAGCUGGCUUCCCCCGCUGUCUUGGGAACCAACGUCUCCCCUGUGUGUCUGGGUGAGAGCAGCGAUGUCUUCGCCCCUGGCAUGAAGUGUGUGACCAGCGGCUGGGGUCUGACCCGCUACAACGCCCCCGGCACCCCCAACAAACUUCAGCAGGCCGCUCUUCCCCUGAUGUCCAACGAGGAAUGCUCGCAGAGCUGGGGCAACAACAUGAUCUCCGAUGUCAUGAUCUGUGCCGGUGCUGCUGGCGCUACCUCCUGCAUGGGUGACUCCGGUGGCCCUCUGGUCUGCCAGAAGGACAACAUGUGGACCCUGGUCGGUAUCGUCUCCUGGGGAAGCAGCCGCUGCUCUACCACCAUCCCCGCUGUCUACGCCCGUGUCACCGAGCUCCGAGGCUGGGUGGACCAGAUCCUGGCUGCCAACUGAGGAUUCACACUCCAGCCUUCUCCAGACCUGGUUGGAUAGCAAAUUUCAAUAAAAUUUACUGGAUGGUAAAAAAAAAAACUUCUCUCAUGGAUUAAUUUGCACAUUGACGUGUUGAAUUGGAACAUGCUGUCUGAAUUGUCUCCCCAAGAGAGGGUGCUCUUUUACAAAUGAAAAGGAUAAAAUCAACUUUCUGAUCUCGAGGUUCAAGCUGGAAGAAAUAUUUCACUGACUAAAGUAGAUCACCUUGUUUAUAAAUGCUGAGAAAAAUACUGACAAUUUAGGAUGACUCCUUCUAAUUACUCUUUGAGGAAGAUAUAAUGUAGCCUACCCUGCACACUCUCCAGGUGUAUUUUAGAAACAAAGUAAAUGGACUGCAUAUGUCUAAAGCUUUUUUUCCAGCACACCGGGAGAAGUUUGCGUGAGUUGUCUUGCUCAGGGACACAUCCACUCUUGGCUAUGGUGAGCCGGGGAUUGAACCAGCAAUCUUCUAGUUGCCAUAACUACAACCACUAAGUCCUGAGCCACUGCCGCCCUUCUUAAAGAUCAAAACCUGCAGUUCAAAGGCUGAAUCCAAUCCCAUCAUUUACUUUACACAUUGUUAAAGGUAUGAUGAAAAAUCUCUCCCAAUACUAUGUUUUGUUUAAUAUUUAGUUGAGUUGUGUAAUUACAUUAUCCCAAUUGUAUCAAACAAUAUUCAAUCACAGAGAAAUCUGUAGUUUUAAUCCAGGUAACGGUCCUUUACAUGUGGUGAGGUUGCAUAUCAGUUGUGUCAUAUGCUCUUUACCCCCUAACCUCCACGAAAACCAAACAGUUAUCCCUUUUUUUUUGGUUUUCAAUACAGCGACAAUAAUUUUACUACUUUUACUUUAAAAUGGGUAAACUUGAAUUUAAUUGUAAAAGCUGCAUGCAACACAUUGAUUUGCUCUCGCGCUCUCACACACACUUGUGUGUGAGAGCGCUAUAGAGAGCUGCUAUUUCACAGCAGUCCGUGAAUAGCCCCUCCCACUAUGUAAUACUCAGAAUUGUGUAUAAAUAUUGAACAAAGGAUGGCUCUAUAGAGGAGUGCUUGUCUCAUCGACAGCCAUACAUAGAUACACACAGAGCCUUAGACAAUGCAAUAUAUAGGGAAUUUUCAUUUUCUUAUCAUUCGUAUAUCUGUAUGGAUGCUAGAAGAGGCGUCUGGCCGAUUGAGAGUCCUACGGUGAAGCCCUUCCUGGUUGAAGGUGUUUAUUUCAUUUUAAAAUAGAAAAAAAAUAAAUAAACAAUAAUUGCUUAUUUGAAGUAUUUGUGUUUCUAAAUACGGAAUAAUGUGUACAAUUGAGAUUAUAAAUGAUUUUAUUUUGGGGGAAAAUAAGCAAUUAAAUGCAUCCAGAAAUAUCUCUUAUGGGGCGAUAGAAACAUUGACCAGUCACUGCAGCAGCGCAUAACUUGCUGACACAAGAUAUGCACAAAGCAACAUCAAUUUAGCCAAUCAGCCUUUCGCAAAUCUGAUGCCUUAAGAGCAAUUACUUUAUCACCCAAGGCAGAGUCUGGUGGUGCAAAGGGGUCAACUAUCCUAAUUAUGAUGCACGAUUUCAGCCGCCCGCCACGGUCAAUAAGUGCUCUUCUCCGAAAUCAGUUUGAGGGCAACUUGAAAGAAAGUCAAAGAACUUGGGCCAGAUCGACCUAUCAAAAUCAGACAACAGAUUAGCGGAAAUUGUAAAACCUACAUGCAAGGCAUCACAAAGCUUUGGGAUACAACCCAGCACAACUUUGUGAUACCUUUAUGUGUGGGAAAAUUAUUUUUUCUAAUGUUUUCCUCAUUGUUAUUCUUUAACAAAUUUGUUCAUGACAUUGAAAAUAACAGUUUUAAGGAAAAUUCAGGAUCAGUCUUAUGUAUACACAUUCGGUAGACGUUCUAAUGUAGAUUCAGAUAAUCCUGAAGUUUUUCAAAAGUUUGUUGAUGUAGGGAAGCCCAAAUGUUUCCCUUUUAUUAUCAGUUUAUGUUGGUUUGAAUUGCUGGGGUCAACUUGAGAUGUUUGAUGUGAAUUUGAUAGAAUAAAAUGUUUUCAUGGUUCUAGCUUCUUUUCUAUUU
Messenger RNA from Gadus chalcogrammus (walleye pollock), 2927 nucleotides. Its product is annotated as chymotrypsin B. Gene Ontology annotation, molecular function: serine-type endopeptidase activity. Gene Ontology annotation, biological process: proteolysis. The coding region runs from base 56 to 853 and encodes 265 amino acids. The transcript is spliced from 7 exons. NCBI's taxonomy places the organism in Eukaryota, Metazoa, Chordata, Actinopteri, Gadiformes, Gadidae. The record is from RefSeq and is a predicted model, not a curated record.